CUUGCGUUGUGUGCUCUUUGUCGAUUCAGAGUUAACCAAAUGGAGUUGAACACUGAUAGCAUGAGGCAGUCAUUUCAGGAAAGACUUUUCUUCUAUCAAACCGCCGUGCCACCUGAUCAAUUCGAAGAUGACGUCAGAUCCAUCGCAGCUGUUGCUGCAGAACUUGUAUCCAACAAUAGAACAUCCAUCACUAUAAAUCCUGCUGACUAUGGAAUUUCAAAUGAUGCAGUAGACUUUUUGUAUCACUUCAAUGCUGAUGUACAGGAUGGUACAGUCGUGUUUGUGCCUGGACCUGCUCGUGACGCUGCUGCAACAGCAUUUGGUCAGGCAGCAGCAUCGAUGAAUGGUUUUUCUGAUCUUGCUGUUCGGUUUGGUUUGGAACAGUCUUUCAGCUCGUCAUCUCUUACUGCUGGUGGCAUGUUUGCAGAAGUAGCUCAAUCACAUCAUGAAAGUUGGGAUCAUCAACUUCAUGAGUCUAGUCCUCUUGUCACUUCUACACCGUCACGAGCACACAGUGAUCGAGAUAGUUCUUUAUUAGCUACUAGAAGUCUUUCUACAGUGUCUAGAGUAUCUCAAUCCAUACCUGCAACUGACAAUCGAUAUGCAGAUUUGACGAGGACAACUCUUCCAUCAUUACCCUCCUUGACAGGUUUACAUGUUGUUGAAAUAAUGGAAGAAUUUUCAUACUAUCUCUUUACGUUGACAACUCGAAUUCCUUUUCGUUUUCUCUUCAAGCAGUGCCAACGAUUAGUUGCUGAAUAUGCCACACAUAAUGAUGUAUUUAAGCUUUUCAAUGUAGUCUGUUCUCGAAUUGAGCAAACAGGUGCAUGUCUUCUUUUCUGGUCAUCAGAAGAUGUUAUGAAUCAAUCAGAUAACGGUCGUGUGUCAAAGUUCUUUGUCAUUAAGUCAACAGUAAAGAAAAGUUUGGAGGAUGUGGAAAGUGAGCAACAGUUAGGUAGACAGGCAUCUCAACAUUAUAUGACAAUAUGGCAAUUAAAAAAGGAUUUUACUCGUAUGGUUUGUGGUUUUUGGCAAGAAUCAUCUAUGGAGCCAAGAUAUGUGAUGUUCUUAUUUAAUCUACAUGAGAAGUUUGCAGAUCUCAAUGUCAAGUGGACUUUUGGAUUAGUGAAGAGUCUGAGUCAAGGUACUAGUGCACAAGACAGAAGAGUUGACAGUCAAGAGGUUCAGCAAGUCCUGGACAUAACAAGGAGAGUUCCCAAGAUUUUUUCAAAUUUGUAUGUUGAUGCUUUGAGAGUGUUACGUUUGUACUGUAGUCAAGAACUGCAGGGUAAUCUCAUUGAGGAGAAACACAUUUCACUAGUUCGCUGGCUUAUUGAUCAUGCUAAAUCCAAUGUUAUUCGUCCAACCUCAGAUGAAGUUGAAGUUGAUUUUUUUGAUGUGGGAGUUGCAUCUCAGCCAAUGGAUAUUAUCAAAUUGCUUGAACAACACGGUAUGCAGUCUACUGGUAGUGUGUACAGUGAUGCUUUGGAGAUUUCCACAAACUUAAUUGCUAGGCAAGGAAAAGAUAUUGCUUUGCAGCUUGUAUUGGAGAUGUCAAAGCAGGACAUUCCUAUUUAUGAGCAGAAUCGUGAGGAUCAAAGUAGAUACUUGGGUGCUUUAUCAGGUGAUAGAGCUCAUGAGCGUCAUUUUGAAAGAGAAGUUGGUACAGAUAGUAUCAUUUCACAACACGCUUAUGACCAGUAUGAUCAGCUUGACAGUACCAUUGAUCCAGCACUAUUGUCAAGUACGGUUUUGGUUAUUAAUGGUCGUAGAAAUCAUAGAUCAUCUAGACAAGGAGGUGGUCAGAGGUCACCACAGAUGCAGAAUCAUGAACGAAGAGCACAGACACAGCAGCAGCAAAUCAAAGAUGCGGCUCAGCAUAAAUCUCACAGCUCUCUGCAAGAAUCAGACAGUGGUCUGGUAAGUGGUAGCAGUGGCACUCCUCACCAGAGUUUGACUGAGUCAGGAGCGAUGAUAUCACGUGGUGUUCAUUCACCAAGUAAAGUUGCUGAUGAUAGAUCUUUACAUGUAUCAUUGCCGAAUAAGCCAUCUGGUGAUUCCUAUUUGCCACAUGAUGUUGAAAAAGAUACAGAUGGAGACAGUGAUACUGGUGACUCAACGUGUACUGGCUUCAGAGAAUCUGAUGAUGAUGAUGACCCUUACAAUGAGCAUCGGCAACAACGGAGGCACAAAGUUUUGCAAUCAGAAUAUGAGCCAUUGGCAUCUCCUGCUACUUUUUCUUCGUUUCCUUCUGUCUCUGUAGCUCAUGCAGCUAAGGUAGGGACUGUUGGAGAAGAAGAAAUGAUGAAAUGUGCCGUUCAAGUAGUGGAGCUACUUAAACGUAAGAACUUUGCGAAGGUCAAUAGAGUGCUGAAAGAUCUUCAAGGGAAUGUUCAGCAGAAGCUCACAUUGAGGGAUAUUGGCAGAGAUGUUCUUUUAGAGAUUAUUCAACGCCAUGCAAGAGAUGACGACUUGGUAGAAUUUGUAGACAACCUCGUAGAGAAGGACAGACUGCAACGUCAAACACUUGAAACUGUAUGCGACAAGUUGGGUUUUGAUGUUUCCAACCAAUCCACUGAUCAGCUGAAACAAAUUAUAAGCGCUCUAGCUAAAGAGACGUGAUGUAUGCGUUGUAAUGGAACUAUACACAUUUUAUCAAUUACUUGGAUGCCUCCAAUAAUAUUUGUAUAAUUGUUUUACAUUACACUCUAGAUUACUUUCAUACAUA
Molecule: messenger RNA, 2728 nt
Organism: Corticium candelabrum
Lineage: Eukaryota; Metazoa; Porifera; Homoscleromorpha; Homosclerophorida; Plakinidae
Exons: 5
Coding region: 40-2622 (860 amino acids)
Source: RefSeq, a predicted model, not a curated record